This is a messenger RNA of Malaya genurostris, 21204 nucleotides long. RefSeq lists its product as uncharacterized. The transcript has 2 exons. The record is from RefSeq and is a predicted model, not a curated record. Gene Ontology annotation, biological process: regulation of DNA-templated transcription; cell differentiation; anatomical structure morphogenesis. NCBI's taxonomy places the organism in Eukaryota, Metazoa, Arthropoda, Insecta, Diptera, Culicidae. Bases 2238 to 4214 code for a protein of 658 amino acids. Gene Ontology annotation, molecular function: RNA polymerase II cis-regulatory region sequence-specific DNA binding; DNA-binding transcription factor activity, RNA polymerase II-specific.
CGAAGCGGUUGUGCCGGAGCGCUGAAGAAGGCAGGAAAAUAUACUCAACAUACAAGGGUAAGGUCUCGCUUGCUCAGCUGCUAACUGGGAAGUAGGAAGUAUGAGAGACAAUCGUGGUCACUCAACGACCAGCUGAUCGGACGUGAGUGACGCAAAUCCAUGUGUACGCGCAACCGAGUCACGGUGGUGAAUACGUGCUAGGAUUUCUCGCGAAGGCAGAAAUCGAAAUGAUGUGGUGAGUUUGGCCGUGCGAGUGAAACGUGUUGAGCGUGCAGUGCGCCUGUGUUGAGUGUACAUACACAUGAGCGUCGCGAGAGCGAGCGUUCGUCUCUGGCUCUCUGGGCUCUGGUCGGGACUCAGCGAGUGCCACGGAUUUGGUAGCCAGUUCGUAGUUUGUGGUUGAAUUCAGUCUGCCUCAGUUAGAAACCAACAGUAAACAGAAUCGGACGGAAAAGUAGGAUUUUAGUUCCAGAAUUGAAAACAUAAAAACCUUCCUUCCUGUUGUACAGUAGAACUUUACCAAAUGAAGGAGAGCAAAACAUAACUUUAUCUAGUUUGAGUGCAAAGUGAUAUAGUAGCAGAAAUUACAAUCUUAGCGAAUAUCCUGUAGCAAAGUGACGGGAAAGCAAGCAGGAAAAGGACAUAAUCGUGAAAAUGAGUAACUCUAAUCGGUGCGAUAUAUCGACAAGUGGGAAGUGAAACUUUCGGGUCGGUUUCAAGUGCAAGUGCUCGGUUCCUACACUUAGUCGCAGAACGUUGCGGCUACGAGCAACUUGCUGUCGAGACGAUGGAUUAUCGUCCCGGAAGCCUGGAACCAUCGAUUGAUUGAUGUUAGUCAAUUUCGAAUUUUGACCCAUCUGUUAUUUUUUCGGUGCUCGCGGGAGUCCCAAAUUUUGGCAUUUCGCCGAGGGCGAGAAAAAUUCGGUUUUUUGUUUGUGAACAGGAUAUUCACGGUAAUAGUAGCUCCCUAGACAGGGGCAGGAACUGACGAGUAACGAGUAGUGAGUGCAUGGGAAAACCCCAUCAUCCUGAGUCGAGCCAACAACGGAAUCGAAGGAAGACACACUUGGCAUGAAUGAAGAAUUGAUUUUUCUCCUUCGCCAGAGCAGUGCAAAGUACGUUGCCUAAACCAAGCUCUCAGCAGAGUGUAAACAGAUACGCACAAUUUUUGUAGACUUCUGCAGUUGGAAAAUUUUAGUGGCGAUCGGCUCGUCGAGAACCGACCAUGGUUCAUCAACAGUACUAAUGACUAGAAAAAUUUGUUGAGAAAGGUGUUGUUGAAAAAAAAAUUAAUUAUAUAGUAAUUAUAUGUAAACAUUACGCAAAAAAAAGCAAAAUUUAUUGCAACCAUCGAAAGUGAAGCUAAUAUUACGGUAACCCGAAGAACUGAGUGAAAAGCAAACAACCUCGAAGUUUACAAGCGAGCGAUGUGACACGGGAAAAUGAGUGAGUGAAAAUUCAAUCCAUAUGCAAAUUCGAGUGAAUCGUCAUCAAUCAAUGCUGUGCUAAGUGAACAUUUUUUACAUUCGUCCUGUGGAAGCAACAGAAUCAAUCGGAGCAAUCGGUGAAAACAGAAAACAAAAAAUACAUAAAUACACGAAAAAAUAAAGCAAGUCCGUGCCAAGGUACCGAAGCGAAGCGGCGGAUGGCACCGAUGAGAAGAGAAAAAUUUAAUCUAAUGUCAAUGGACUUGUAAAUCAAAUAAAAAUUACGUUUAUAUUUACGAAUAUUUGGUGCUGCCGUGUUUCAAGUUCCACGAUUGGGUUCAUCCGAACCAAACAAACGACAACAACACAAAUAUUGAGAAAAAAAAAGAAAGAAAUAAAAUAAAGUGAAGUAGUCCCCGCGCGCGUGUUUGUGAGAAAUGUGAGGAGGCUGCAGCCGUUGAGUGUUGAUAAAGUUUUUAAAUAAAGAUUCCUUCUGGUGCACACACGUUUGCUUCCGUCUUUCCCAUAGUGAAGGUAUCAUCGUAGCAAGCAAAAAAUAGAUCCGUCGUGCAGCGAAAAUAUUUGUAGCAUUUGCCAAACACGCAUAUUUUGACAACAAUUCCGAUGCUCGUCGGACGACUGUGUGACGUUGGGUCGUAGACAAAAAUAAUCAGUAAACAGAAAGCAGAAAAAUAAAAGCAAAAUACACACAGCCUAGCAGAGGUGAGCAAACUGAGCAACGAACGAACGAACGAACGAACCUUCCCAGUGUUGUUGCAAAAUUCGGAACUUGUUCGGUGUAGAAAAAAUAUGGUUCCUCAGCUCAACCACGACCUGCAAUUGAUAGUGUCCCAAACCGAGAUGAUGGAUACCGGUGCGGUGCAGGUGCAGAUCACCAACCACACGGCGUCCCCUCUGAGCCACCACCAGCAGCUGCUGGACCAGUCGGCUUUCCAACAACAGUCCCUUGUGAACGAGCAAUUGUUGGUCGUCCAGCAACAACAACAGCAACAGCAGCAACAACAGCAACAACAGCAACAGCAGCAACAGCAACAACAUCAGCAACAGAUGAUUACUCCGGUCCUGUUCGGGUCCCAAAUGGUGGACAAAAAUUCCAGCACGCCUUACACCGAUGCGACACAGACGAAAAAGCACAGCCCGGGCCACAUCAAACGUCCGAUGAACCCGUUCAUGGUGUGGAGUCAGAUCGAGCGGCGCAAGAUCUGCGAGGUGACGCCCGAUAUGCACAAUGCGGUCAUCUCCAAGAAUCUGGGAGCCCGCUGGAAGGCACUCAGCGAUACCGAACGUCAGCCGUUCAUCGACGAAGCGGAACGGCUACGGAAGCUGCACACUCAGGAGUAUCCCAACUACAAGUACCGUCCAAAAAAGAAGCAAGUGAAGGGAACGGGAACCGGAGCAGGCGGUAAGAGUAAUUCCGCGUCGUCUUCGUCGUCGUCGUCGUCGUCGUCGUCGGCUUCGUCCUCGCCUGCUUCGUCCACUUCUUCACGGGACAGCUGUUCGUCCGUUUCCUCGGCAACCGGCAAGUCCAAGUCCAGUCGGCGCAGUGGAAAGGUCAGUAAAAAUGACAGCAACAACAACAGCAGCAGUAACGGUAUCAAUCUGAAAUCAAAGAAGGCCGUGAUCCAAGAGGAACUGCGGGAUAACAAUGGAAACUUCGAUGAACUGUACUACCCACAGACGAUGCUGGGUGUUGGCGGAGAGUCACCGAAUUCUCCGGAAGGGGCUGCCCUGUAUGAUGAUAAUUCGAUGAUCUCACCGGAACCACCGUUUGCCAACUCGGUGUUUGAGUCGGAUAACAAUCUGUUCUCGACCAAUCUGGAUGUGUUCCCGACGGAUGAGUGUAGUCGUGGGUUUGUCCAACAGACACUGUUCGAUACCGAUGAAGAUAACAAGGACUUCAUUCUGAACAACAAUGACGACUCGAAGAGUUACCUGUUUGCGAACGGAACACUGCAUAGUCUGGAUCAGAACGGUGGCAGCGGUGGUGAUGGUGGUGGUGGAGGUGGUGGUGGUGGAUCCGGAGGUAACAGCAACGGGGUGGAUAUCAAGCGUGAGUUGUACUUCGAAGAGGAUGAUCGGUUCAAUGAUCCGUGUCUAACCAAUGCCAAUAGCCACCGGAUGUUGAAGAUGCUGCACGACCAUCGGGAUCAGGUUAGCCAUGGCCAUGAGCAUAGCCCGAGUCCGGUUAGCUUGAACUACAUCAACGACAUGGUCACCUACAACGGGUUGUUUACCGUGAACAGCACUGCCAACGAUAACACCUCCGGAAAUACGCUAGCGAGCUUCAGUGAGUUGUCCAGUAGUUGUCAGUCGCACGCCCUGCUCCUAUCCCAGCACAUCAACCCGAACCAACUGAAUGGGCUCAAUACGUUUAGCACCCAGCUGGCCAACAAUCGGCCCAACCCAACGCUCAACAGCAUUUCGUCCAACUGCCAACCUUCGCCAACGACCACCAACGCUCUGAUAGCGAGCAGCUGUGCGAACUCCAGCAUCAACAGCACCACCACGACCUCGAUCGUUACCGGAAUGUCGCUGGGGGCCUGCAGUCCCGCGAUUGCCCUCAGCCAGCAGCCUCACAUCAGCAGUCAAAGCACCAGCCUGGAGCAGAUGGACUUCAACGAUAUGGUUCCGAGUGAUCUGAACGACAUCACGUUCGACGGCAUCGAGACGGCUUCGUCGUCCAGCGGUUCGCAUCUGGAGUUUCCCUGUUCGACGGCGGAUGUUUCGGUGCUGCUCGGUAUCGACACGUCGUACGAUUUGAACUAAGCGGGCACUUGGCCGCGGGGAGGAGGCGGAGGAAGAUCAUCUACUGUUUUGAACAUCGAUAAAAAAACCAAAAAUUAAGUGCUUUAUUGUGCGCGAGCGAGAGAGAGAGAGAGAGAGAGAGAGAGAAAGAGAGAGAGCAUGUUAGGGACGGGGAUGUUUGUAUAUUUGAAACGAAGUGUAAAAAAGUGUAGGCGAGAGCAGUGAAAUGAAAAACAAAUUAAAAAGUGUUGUGAUGAGCGAAAUAAUAAAAAAAAACAAACGAGAAGGGGAAAAAGUUUUUUAAGGUAGAAAGUUAGUUUUUUUUUUUGGCGCUGAACAGAAUAAGGCUAGCAGCAGCAAAAAUACAGAUGCGGUUUUUAAUUAAUUGAGAAAUUAGGGACGGCAGAGGAACGGGUGAACGGAUCACCCGAGUAAAAAUUGAGCGUGCACAGAGCAAAAAAAAAGGUUGUCAAUAAUUAGUAGGGAAAACGGCGGCCAGAAUCGGACCUCGGUUGAUGGGAAAAAAUAACAGUAGAGCGGCGGACGGAGAGGGUCAGUCAGUAAAAGUUUUGAUGAAAUGAACGAGAGAACGAGAGAGCGAACCAAACAAAAAAAAACUGGGAACGGAAAUUGGAAAUAUUCCCUGUACCCGCCGCAGGCGUUCAAGGCGGUAUUCCCGCUGGAGAAUUCGGUGCAAACUGAUGGUGGGUAAAAAGAUUGAGCACUCGGAAAAGUUUUGUAAGUCACCACUUUCCAGCUUUUAAUUGAUGACUGCAAUAAGAUUGGUUCUUGUUCGGCCGCCAUUCUGUGAGCAGAAAAGUUUUACAUCGGCUCACGGUUGCACUACUGGUGCGGGUGACGGCGACGCGGCAAUAUGAGCUGAUGGGAAAUGUUUUGCGGUAUUUUCCAUUAAGUCAUUACGCUGCUGGCCGACAGGUCCCUGACAGCCCGAGUUGGUACGCUUCCGCUCGAAUGAAAUGUAGCCUUCCUUCCCCAUGCAAAGAUUGGUUGUGAAAAGUUUUUCUCCUGAGGAAAUUGGGUUGCUGUCGGGUUUCAUAGAAUUAUGAUAACAUUUUCUGUUUUGAGACGGGUGUGAUGUGCAGUUUUAAAAUUGUCAUAGAAAUGAUGAUAAGGCGCUUUGACAAUUCGAUUCCCGCUAUAAAAUGAAAAACAAUCACGUCCACGUAGCAACUGGUAAUGUUUAUAUUUCUCGCGCGUCUCCAUAACAAGCAAACGUAGCCUUUUUUGAUCCAGUAGGCAUGUCUGCAUUUUGUCACAUGCUAAGAAACGGUAAAAACUAGCUGACCACAAGUGCAGGUUACUUGAUCUAUUGACAAAAAUGGUUAUAAUAAAUGCUAUUUCGCCAAUAGAAAUGUGUAACGUUUAGAAUAAAAUUUUAAAUUUUAAAUUUCUUCCAUUUCUGAAUCCCAGAGAUCGAACGAUUCUACAACUUUUAGAUUGCAGUUAUCCCCGUCAGUUCUGGGUUUUGGGGACUGCUACCGAAUCUGAACCCAAAAACAUGUCUGCUUUCGACAGCCAGGGCCCCCGGUAGCCAAUAUCGGUAAAACAAUUAGAAUGGAAAUUUCAACCGAAGCAAAACAAACAACAGGAGCCAAAGCAGAACCGAAAAAAAAAUCCAAUCACCACCAACAAAGUUGAUUAAAAACAAUUCCUUCGGCCCGGUGUGUCAUCUUUUCCGUAGUGGAAGGGAAAAAAAUCCUCGGAACCCCAAAAGCAAAACAGAUCGCAGAAAAAAAACAAAAAAAAACGCAUCUGCUAUUAUGACAAUAAAACGGGAUCAAUGAUCUGGAAAAGCUGGAGAGCAAAAAUGACAGAACACGAAAACAGCGAAACAGAGCAAAAAAACCCCCAUCAGUCGUCGUCAGUCAGCCGCGGCUCCGAUUAAAUGAUGAAACGAAAGAAUCAUCAUCUUUAUUGAAUGAUUCUGUUGCUGGUUUUCCAUUCGCCCGGCACUCCGCGGGAAGAAAAAGCGUGGCCAGCGCUCGAUAUCCGGGGUUGGCGCGGGGGAAAUGCUUGAUUUAUGUUUCGCUGCAUAAAUCAUUAAUCAUAAUCUUAUUAUACGGUUUAAACCAUUUCUCUGCCUUUUUUUUGUUGUUGCGUUCUUCCGUGUAUUCAUUGGCGUUUUUCCUGCUGCCUUCUGGUGGUGGGCCAUUCGAGCCGGGCAAAAAGUGGCAGAAUUCUGCUAGGCAUCCAUACACUGAGUUAUUGUAGUGAUUACUAUUAUUGUUAUUACAAUAGUACUUCGCUGUUGAUCUCGGCUGGUUGGUCGGUGCUCAAGUCCAGUCCAGAGAGAGAAAGAAAGAGAGAGCCUGCAGGCAAAACAGAAUCCAACGGGCAAGAACUCGAGGACUUUCUUCUCCACUUGCUUGCGGAGGGCUUGCGAUGUUCUUCAUCCGAGAAAUCCAAGCACUCUUCUUGAUUUUGUUUAUGGUUUCAGUCGAGAAGGCGGUUGUCCACAUUGGUGAACUCUGAUUCUAAAGGGUCGCAGCAAGCCGAGCAUUUGUUGUAGUUUUUUUUCUCUUCUUUUUCUUCUGUACGCUCUUAUUGCCGCCCGUUGGGGUAUGAUGGGGGUUAUAAGUCGAAGGUCGACUCCGGGGAAACAGAGUUCGUGGUGACAGUUGAAAAGAUGGCGAAUAUUUUCAUUUGUUUGGCAGCGUCGUACGUAUCGCGAGCAUUUGGGUCGUUGUUUGACGGCGAGAGAGUUUUUUAAUGGAAUGCCAAUUCAAUAAUCGGUUUUAGUUUUACACACUGACAAUGCCGAGAAAUCUUUCUAGUUACUGAUAACAAUUUUAGGUCCCCAUGAACAGAUAUAUUGGUGUGUUAGAACCUUCCGAAAACAGGUUAGUGAUGGGCGAGCGCUCACGAGCCGUUCAUUUGAACCGACUCGUAGCAAUGAGCGAACGAACCACGGCUCUUCAAAAUUGAACCGCGGCUCUCAAGCAGAGUUACCAUUUUAAAAUCUUCGUUUCAACUUGGAAAAUCUUUGUGCCUGUGUACGCCCAAAUUUGAUUGCGUUGUUGGUUAAACGAUGAUGUUUCCUGAUGAAGCUGCCAAAAAUACAUAGGAACAGAAAGAAAUAGCCAAUGAACCGUUCAAUUAAACCGGCUCUUACGAAAGAGCGUUCGGUUCAGAGCCGCUCAUUGAAAUGUGCCGUAUUGCCCAUCACUAAAACAGGUUAGAACUAACCGGAAAUCGGUAUUAAUCUGUAUGAAAAUAGGAUUCUCGGUAUUUUAAGAGAGCAUUCCUGUAUCGAGUACGAAAAUCGAUUUAAAUAUCGAUAAAUCGGUAUAGUUGGCAGCGCUGGUCAGAAGUAAAAAUUUCAAAUAUCUUCAGACAGAGUUGCAAAUGUCUGUAUAUUCGAAAAACAAUCUGCAGUCAGCAAGUUUGUCUUGCUGCCAUCAAUUACUCUAUAAAGUAUGGAACGCGAAACUGCCUUGGUGAGCAAAAAAAAACAAAGUCGCCGACAAUUUCAAAAGUCUGCAAAUUUUGACGAAAGUCUGCGAAAAACAUGAUUUUCAAAAGUCUGUAAAAGUCUACACAACAAAAAAUGUCUGCAGCACUAUGUACGAAAUCUGCAGAUCUGGAAUCUCUGGCGCUGGUACAAAAUUUUAGCAGUUGUUUGGCUAAGUGCACUCUUACUAGCCACUAUUUAAUUUUGGGUCGAAACCUACUCAAAAUCAAAUGAACGAUUCAGUUACUAACCACCUGCGAACUCCGAAAGAGUAAUCGGAUAUUUACUUAAAAUUUGGGUAAUAGCAAAAUUUUUUCCCUGUCUAAUUUUUGGUAGCUCAUAGAAGAGCUCGACAUUGAGCGAUUUCUUCUCAAAAAAAAGUAUACUCAAUUCUCGGUGUGAUCACCAAAUAGCAAUUCGCCUAUAGAGGCGCUGAAAUCGCUCAUUGACUCUUGCAUUCGAUCUUGCUUAGAAUUCCGAAUAAAAAAUAUUGUAGAAAAACAAUACGAUUUGCUGUUACAAAACCUUCCACAAAUAUAUUGCAACCAUUGAAAAAUAUUUUAAUGUAUUCUUAUAUACUAUUCAAUUAAUUGUGCACAUGCUUUUUACAAUAGAAUGUAUAGAUUGUUAAGUAUCGUAACAAUUCAAAUCAUAAAAUUUUCUUAUACAUGUUUUGUUGGAAAACAAUUAAAUGUACAGUUUGCAUAUUGUUUGAAACACCACGUGUACAAUAAAUUCAAUUGAAGAAUCGAAGUAAGGAGUGUAUCGAAAAUAAGCUAUCUACAAUUUUUUUCAAAUUAUGAUAAAAAUGAUAUUUUACUCAAACUAAAAAUUGAUCCUUUAUUGUACGAGGUUAUACUUGAGCAUAAUGAAAACCGGAUGAAAUUUAAGUUAUUCCUUCACGAAUUUUCGAACUUUUGAUCGAAAGCUCUUCAUCAAGUUCCGGACAAGUAUUGCAUCGCAUUUUUUGGACGCUUGAGCCCAAUUUUUUUAUCCCCUGCAUGUUCCCAGCUGCCUUACCAGUCUUCUUGGAGACCGUCUUCACGAUUGCCCAGUAACGUUCGAUGGGUCAAAGCUGAAGGCAAUUUGGUGGAUUGAGAUUUUCCUCAACGACAUAUAUACUCUUUUCCGCAAGCCAAUUGAGUGGUUUUGGCAUAGUGAGCCGACGCUAAAUCCGACCAAAACAGUGGAGGUGUACUAUGCAUCUUAUAUAAAGGUAGCAAUCUUUUCUGGAGACACUCAGAUCGAUAGAUUUCUGCAUUUAUAGUUCCGGUAGUGUAAAAAAUGCUUGACUUCAAACCACAGGAACAUAUUGCUUGCCAUACCAGUACCUUUUGACCGAAUUUCUCCACUUGAAUCGACCUGUUCGCAUCGCUCACAUCCUUUCCAACGACGACAGUAAAGUAUUGUGGACCUGGAAGGGUUUUUGAGUCCUCCUAUACAUAAGUCUCAUCGUCCAUCAAAACGCAUGCAUCCGGACACAGCAAAAGACGCGAAUACUAUUUCCGGGCCCUUGUUGCUGCUCGCUUCUUCUGUUUUACACUUUGUUUCGAGAUUUUCUGCUUCUUGUAGGUCUUCAGGUGAUUUCACCUCUUGAUACGCUGGAGCAUUCCGACACUAGUUUCUACUUUUUUUGGUCAAAUCACGUAUUGACAUUGAUUUGUUCUUCAUGAUUAGAGAUACCACUUUCUGGUCCAGUUUCGGGUUGGAGGAACCGGGUUUUCUGCCUCUUUCUGGUAGCCCAUGCAAAGAAUAGUGUUCCCCAAACUUAUUAAUGAUGGUUUUUAAAACUGGCAUGAUGAAUUCCAAAUCGCUUCGUCAAUUUUCCCAUAGUGAUACCCUUCUCAUUUAGCCAUGUGUCCAGAACCUUAAUAUUCACUUCCUUUUCAAUACGCGACAUUUUGAAAACGCAGAAUUUAAACCGCACAAACAAGUAAACAAACGAAAGCUGACAGCCAAACGCACAGCAUGCUGUGAUCUGAGCAUAAAAAAUCAUCACAAAUACAUGCGUACAACAUAAAUGUAUGUGGAUAGCUUAUUUUCGAUACACUCCUUAACAAUAUAUUAAAUCGUUGGAAACGAAAGAAAUCUUGUCAAUGGUUUAUUUUUCUACGGGAUGGUAUUUCAUGCCCGAAAAAUCGUGCGCAACGGUGAUCCAAAAACGAAUUGCGCGAGCUUGGAUUACAGCUUUCCUGUAAUUUCGCCCAUCGAACAAAUCGUGCGCAAAAAUUGCGUUUGGACUAAGUUUGACAUUUGCAUAGUGUCUGUCAAAUGCGCUUGACAUUUGACACGGCUGAUGCAAAUCGGUGCAAAAUGAUUGGAUGGCUAAAUCCACCUAAAAUACACUAAGUUGAGUGUCACAUUCCACUUCUGUUUUGCUAUUAUUUUAUAUUGUUUUGAUUUCGAUUGAUUUCAAACGCUAUAAGUUCUUCACGUCUGACGAUCAUAAGCGAUGUUGUAGUUGAAAAAUUUCUGUAGGAAAAUGUUGUUUUGGACCGAAAUAGAACGUUUUGCAAUAUGGAACCGAACAGUCGAAUAGGUGACAGUAGUGAGGUUCUUGUUUUCAACGUGUAACAAAUUAAAAGUUUACGCACAAUUCUAUGAUUUAUGUUCCGAAUAUCUAUUCCCUGUGCUUAAACUAACUGUUUAUCAAAAUAUGAAGUACACAGUUCGAAAAAAUAAUGUGAUUUUAAAUCUUAUAAGAUGCACAUAAAUGCAGCGUCGUAAUUCACACAAAUCUAUAUUCAAGAACAUGUAAAAUUUAGUGAUUAGAAAAUUACAUGGCUUCGAAUUACAUGAAUUCGAAUGAAAUAAAAAACAAAGGAUCGAUAGCAGCAGCGAGACUUGAACCGAGAAACAUUAGAUCACAAACACAUCGGUUACUCGACUGAACCACAGUGCUCAUAUCUGUUUAUUGAAUAAUUGAUACCUAUAAAUUCAUACAGCGGAACUUGGUAGCCGAGUACAAAUUACACUCGGAGCGUGUAAAAUUUUGUGCGAGUGGAAUAUUACAUCAUUUGAAAAAUUAAGUAGGGUAACAGAGGUAUUUUGGCCACUUCAUAUAUUUUGGCCCACCUAACAAACUUUAUCGAUUUCAUCGGAUUUUAUCGAUGUUAAGUAACUCAUUUUGCAUCAAUUUGAAGCUUAUCACAUUAAAUUACCUAUUGCGGAAGGGGUUUUUUAAAGAUAUUACAAUAUUUGGUGGAUAUUUUUAUAAAGUGGGCAAAAAUAAAAUCAAUCCUAAAGUGGACCAAAAUACCUCUGUUACCCUAGUUGGGAAUUGUAUCGUUUGUAGAGUUCUGUCACCUGUAACAUUCAUAUUUCUGUUUCUGUGUAGAUGAAAGAAUGUUGUGAAAUCUAAGGCUCUACAUACUAAAAAAUAGUUUCUCCAAAAAGAAUAAGUUCCCACUCAUCUACAGAAAAAGUGGAACAACUCUAAUUUAGAGUAACCUCUUAGUAACUCAAAUUUGAGUUCUUCCACUGGAAUCGAUGCUUGGGUAAAAUCAAUUCAGUUACUGAAUAAUGCUUUAUAUGUGCAUAUGUCAGAAAUUGAGUAAAUAUCAUAUUUUGAGUGAAAUUUUAUUUCACAUAUAUCAAAUUUACGUAAAAUUUGCUCCUUUUCUGAGUAUAUUGUAUUUAAAUAUUAAGUAAUUGACACUCAUUCCUUGAAAUAAUCUUACUCUGUUUAUUUAUUUGCUCAGACACUAAUCUGACACUAACUCCUCAUAAAUGGCACACUGGAGCAUAUUCGUUUCCAUCCUGAAGCACAAUACGGAGUACUCCUGGACACAAUAUUUGCGUCGGUUGCACAACCAAGAGCACAUUUUAUCAAAAAUACGCGAUCCCAAUUGAAAAAUAAUGACUCUUGUUAGUCUGAUUAGUCUGAUCUCUCGAAUUGUAACCUAAAAACGAGUUCCUAUGUUAAACUAAAAUUUAGAGUAAGAGUUACUCAUUAUCAUUGAUGGUAACUAUUCAAUUCUUGACGUUUCCAUGUAUCAUUUGAAAAUGAGUUACUCAAACUCAAACUCUGAGUAACUUUUUAUAAGCGUGUAGCGCUAAAAAUUGUAACAGAAGCUUUUUUUCGCACACUAAUAAGGAUGUCGGAAUGUCGUUCGAUUGUUCGAGUAGUGGAUUAAUAACCCAGAUAAUCGAAUAAUAUUAAAUAGAUUAGUAUGAAACUCAUAUUCGAUAAUCAAACUAAUCGAAUAACUCGAAAAAUCCUAUAAUAAUAAUAAUAAAUAAAGUAACCGAUUAAUAAUCCUGAUAAUUGAUUAAAAUUAAAUUUAAUCGAUUAGUUUGAAAAUUUUACUCGAUUAUUGAUAUUGGUUAAAUUUGCAGGCAGGUUGGUGCAAUUGAAUCGUCCCAAUAACUGUCCUAUCCGGCAGGAGUCUAAUCACGUAUCAAAUGCGCAACAUAUGAGUCAUUAUUGCAAAAUGCAAAAACAAUCUUCUUCGCUGUCAUUGAACGGACAUUCAACAGAGAAAUAUCAGUUUAUUUGGUAUAUUCUUCUUGAUAAAUUGAUGUGUAUUCCUUGAAGAUUUAUUUAGCCAUAUUUUGAGAAUUGCUGUAGAUCUUUAAGAGCUGAGGACAGUACCGUAAAAUGGUAGGUUUUUUGCUAUUUUUCCGUUUCAAAUUAAAUUUUCUUGGAAACGAUGUUGAAUAUAGAAAAGCCCACCUGACAAUGUCUUCAAAAUUUAGUUGAGAAUAUUCUGUGAAAUUUUCAGAAUUAUUCAUUGAGUUUAGCGGUCGUGUUGUAUUUUUUCUGACUGAAGAACUGCUGAAAAUUGGAACGCUCGGAAAUUCAGACCUCUACUUGUUCAUCGAAUAUCUCGGCUUUGAAGGCUUGUAUCAGAAAUCAACCGUGACAAAGUCUAGAUAAUUUAGUUUAGAUGCGAUUAGUACACAAAAACAUAAAUAUGUUAUCGCGAUAAAAAUAAAGUCUUGUAUUUUUCUGUGAAAAAAAGUCAGUUUCAAUGCAUCCACCAUUUUUUUCGCUUUGGUUUCCUGAUAGCAUUCUGAAAAAGAAGAGAGAAAUAAAAUUGGCUCGACAAGGCUGCCAAACACACAGCCAUUCAAUCUUUGUGAAAGUUAAAUAUUUUUUCAUUGUUCAUUGGAAUCCAUGUAAUGUCCAACCCAUUCGAUAGAUUAAUGUAAUAAAACUUCUCAUCAAAAUAAAUAAAUUGUAUACAGUUUGCUCAUAUACGAGAGAGUACAAGAGAAAUACGAUGCGCAAAGGGAAUUGAGCGAGCCACGUGGUCGAUUUAAAACUCAACACGUGACCCUCUGUCCUCAGACCUUUAAUAACUCAUUAGUUCACUUUCCAAAUAUUUGUUUUCAAUGAAACCCAAAGUUUUCUGUUUGCUAUUAGUACUAGUUGGGUAAGGAACAUUUGUGCAAUAACGCAGAAAUGAUCGAAAGAGAGAUUAAACAGUUCUUAGACUUUUUUUUAAAUGUUUACGCCGAACUCGUCAAAUCGUGUUCUAAAAUAUUUGUUACAGUACAACCAAAACCUUAUCUUGUUGAUUUGACUGCACUACAUUUUCAAUUUCCGAUCGUUAAAUUCAGCUACCGCUGUCCGUAGCUGAGAAGUUUGAAUGAAAUUUUUUGACAUAUUUUCUUAAAUUCACACUUAUGGUAAUAUAAAUAAGUGCAGUAGCAAAUUUUGAAAAAACCUUCAGUGGGUGCCAAAUAAAAAAACCAGGUUCGAAACUGACUCGAUUUUCGGUUCAACAACGUUGAAACUGGGCUCGAAACUGGCUUCAAACAAACGGUUUGACAGCAGAUAGGGUGGAAACUGGGUUAGGUUUGGCAUCAAGUAAAAACGUCAUAAUUUUGGUCACGAUGUUCCAAGCCUACUUCGAUAACGAAUUGAAUUUGAUACCGCAACGAAUGCUGUGAACACACACAUUUCGAUUUAAAAACAUUCAUUUUUAACUCAAAAUUUACCCCAACCCCAAAAUUCCAAUGAUCAAUCGGAUGGUUUGCAAACUUCCAAUCUUCCAAUUGUCCUAAAAUUAGCAUAUACCCUAUAUAUAGCCAACGGGGUACACCGCCCUGUGACCGAUGAGUGGCCUGGGAGGGGCGGUGGGCGCAAUAACAGAAGUCCACUAUCGUUAGGACAGAAUCCAACGUGGCCAACCGACCGGAGUUCGAAAGAAAGGGGAAAAGAAAAGAAACUAUACAUAUGCAUAAAUUGAUUGACUUCUCCGGUUUGGACUGGGGUUUCCGAUUCAGGCUUGUAUUUCUGUUUCUCGCAUGUUUUUUCCCGGUUCCAGAACGUUCCGUUCACUCGUUCCGAUCGCUCUAAUUCAUUAUAAUAUUUAACCCGGACUGCGGAUACGAUCGGCCUCAGUCGGUCUACAACAGAAGAUAAAUUCAAUUCCGCUGGUCAAUCGAAACUCAGUCUUCGGAACUUCAUAAAACCUAAUUGGGUUCCCGUUUUUGUUCUUCGAUUUUUGGCAGUGGUUUGAUAUUUUAUUUUUAGUCGUUUGUUGUUGUCCUUCUUUGUAAAAAUAUUUUGCAUCAUGUCGUUAUUCGACUUGUGUUUGUAUCCACUUACGCUCUUCGAACUCUAUUAAUAAAAAACAUAACAACCGUCUUUGCAAAAAUGAGUAACCGUCACCGUCGCCGCUCCCGCCUACUAUUGUUUGGCUUAUUUUUUCUCUGUUGCGCAUUUUUUUCGUUGGUAUUGUUUUCCGGUAGAAAAAAAAAUAAGAUAAGAAUCGGAAGGAGUAACGUAAAACAAAACAAAAAACUGUAGAUAUAACAAAUAAGAGAAUAAGCUGAAUGUGAUUUAAGUAAUGGUAAACAAAAUCCGAACAAGUCGGAGGUUUUGCAAAAUUGAAUAUAUAUAAAACACACAUACACACAAACAUCAACACACACACACCCCCAGACACCCACAUGAACACAUGCAUACACACUGGAAGAACUGUGAGCUCCGUACAGGAGCAGCACUUGUAGUUGUAAAGUUAUUAGUACUUUUUAAUCGUAGGCGGUAAGAAGUAGGAGGAGCUGCAAUGUUGAUGAUAAGUGAGACGGAGGGGGAAGGGGAAGGUUUAGAGAGGGAUGAACGGAUGAGAUUUUCUUUAUCUAGCGCAAUAAAGCAACAGGCAGGGGGCAAUUUUUUUGUGUCAGUGCUCGACCCCACACGAAACGGAAUUACGAUAUUGGCUAGGAGUAAAUUACUAUUAUACAUACAUUAUUGUGGUUAUCAUAAUUGUGUAGUAGUGCUAUUUGACCUAUUAUCACUUAUCACGGAAAAGUUGAGUAGAUGAGUCCAAUUUUUCUUAUACCACAAGAGCAACAGGAGAACUCUCUCUCACUCAACACAAACACACACACACACUCACUGGUCUUUGAAGUUGGGCAAAAAAGCGUUUUGCCCGAAACAGCAUUGUCUCUGUAAACAAAAACAAACAAACAAAAAAAAAAGAUUAAAACGAAUCAAACCAUUGUGAUUUGCAGAAGAUCUCUCAUAUAAACAAGAAAUAACACUGAAACGAUAACUUGGUUUUUGUCAACAAACAAUAUCAGGGAAAUAUUCGUUUUUGUUUGCUUUUUCAUUAAGGAGUUAAUCAAACACAAAAACCGAAAAGUAAAGAACUACGAUAAAUCGUAAAGUAAUCGCAUAACGACAUACAAUAGAAUCAUACAUGCUCACUGCUGUUGAAACUAGUGAGCAAAGUGACUAGUUGCUAGUUGUAUCUAAUUAAAACAGCAUCAAUUAAGGUAAGUGAACCGAUUACCGCUGGAGAACAAAGCAGCGUCCAUAGCAAUUAAAUAGCUUUUCAUCAAAUUAUUUAAGUCAAACAGUUGAAGCAGUUGGUAAACGUAAAAUAGGGGUUUUAACAUGAAAACACGAAGAGAAACUUUUUGAAAGUGAUGGUUAUUUUUGUAUCCGAAGAAAGUAGUAAAGCAAGAACUAAUUUAGUAUCUUUUUUAGUGAGAUGAAACUUAUUUUUUCGAUGUGUGUUUAUUUUUUUACCUUUUUUGACAAAUGAAACACACAAAUCUCAGGAAAUGAACGAAAAUUCAAAAACAAUUACUACAUAAAAAUAAUAUUGUUAAGCAAUUUAUUAUACAAGAAUCGAAAUGGUUUAUUUUACUACAAUUCUUCAAAACGAAAGCAAACCUAAUGACCAUACACUGAUACUAACAAACAAAAAUAAUGAAAAUCGUUUGGCAACACACACACUCACACACCAACCAACCAAUCAAGGCAAAAUACAACAAACCAAAUAGCGAACCGAGUAAAACAUAGUAAUCGAAUGCUUGUACGUUGACCUUCCUCUUUAACAAAAUUCGAACUGAUUUGCACGCAAUUAGAAAAAAAAUCCGGCGGACAGAAAGAGAAAGAGAGAGAGAGAGAGAGUUUAAACAAAAUAGAACAAAAAGCAACAACAACAACAAACGGCCAAGGUUCCUUCAUGGGGGAAUUAUCCCGUUGACUAUCCACACAUCUAAAAACAGCAACAACACAUCAAUAAUACAACUACUAACAUAAAAACCAAACGGAAGUCAUUUUGGUAGUUGACAAUUGACCAACCAUUUUGCUACACUGUUUUGACUGUGUUUUUUUUCCUCACCGCAUUCGGGAGGGUUGCGAAAGUGAGCAUUCAUCACCACUCGUACUAACAUCUGACAGGCUGCAUCAAAUAUCGUAGUAGGCAGUGUCUUCCUUCGGUUAUCCAGACCCAAAUGCUAUCUGUUGUUUGUCUGUCAAGUUGUUCUAGUGGUGAACAGUGGAGAUUUCGUUUUAUUGUGACUUGUUGACUCUACCAGUAGCCAGUAUGUAGUAGCCUAGUUAGCUGAUAACUCAAUUCAAUCGGUUUGAUGCGUACGACGAGAAGUAAAAGCUUUACAUACUCAAACAAUUCAUACAACACACACACACACAAACACAUACACACACCUACACGUAUUCCACGCAUACCCAAACGGGAUGGAAUAAUAACGAGCAUCUUUUUACUCAUGUUUGUGUUAGUGUUAGUAGGAACCCAAGCAACCUAAUCGUGUACGGGACCGGGUACAAUAAGCAUUACAUAUUUAUCUUUAUAUCAGCUAGAGAAACACACUCACACCGACUUACAUACACACAAAUUUUAGCUGCGUAGCGUUGGAACAAAUUGAAUGUCAAACAAAUGACACAUUGGUUAAUUAUAUAUUGGUGUGAUGAAGAAAAAAUAAAUAAAUAAAUCGCAAACUAAUAUUAAGACUGAUAACUGCAAGAAAAAAAAUAGAAAUAGCCAACAAAGUAAAUCAAAGGACGGGGGAAAAAACGUAAAAGCAAACAAAUCACGUAAACUUUCGGUUGUCAUUUAGCUACACUAGCGCCCCCCCCCCCCCCCUCAUAUGUGUAUGUAAUCAUAAUCGUUACCCAUCGUAACAACAUCACCAAUUUUCCGUCUUUCUCUUCCAUGUAGCGCUUAAUCGAACAACUAGCCGAGCAACGUUUUUCUGUUUUGACAAUCAACUGUUCGCUGAAACUUUUGACACAUCACACUCACACACACACCCACACCCAGAGUGGUUGGUUCUUUGUUUGUAAACAACAUAUCUCGUAACGUGCGUGGCGCUCUGCUGUCACCAAUCCUACGACAGGAAUGUUUGGUUGUGUGGUCUUAUUGGCAAUUUGUUUCGCUUUCCGAUAUCGACUAAACGAACACCGAGAAAAAAAUCGAUCAAACCCCUUUCUCGAGAAAUUCGUGUUCCCUUUCAAUGCUGCCCAGCGAGACUGUCAAACUGGUAAAAAUAAUCAAAGUAACGCAUUGGUGUUGCUUCUGAGUUUGAUGGCAAAUUUCGAUUGAUCGAUCACUGCUUAAUCGAUAAGGAAGCAAAGAACCUUUUUUGUGUUCCAUAUUUUGAACUACAAAAGCCGCAAUUUGUCUACAGUCUUAAGCAAACGAAAAAAAAAAGUUUCCAUUUACUUUUUAGCAAAAAAAAACGUUCGUUAAUCGAGCUUGAACCUUGAAUAUUAGAGCUCAAUCCAAGACCCCGAGGUCCCUAAUGGAUCGGUUUUCACCGAGAAAAAAAACCAUCGACAAAGCAGCUCUUUUGUUCGAAAUUUCGUUUCGAUCUGUCGACCCUCGUUGAUCGGUUUUUUGUUUAUCAAACCACCAUCGGAAGUGCAUACAAACCCUACACAAAGCAACCAACAUAGCGGAAUCAAGCAAACGAAUAUAAUAAAUAAAAUAGUAGAAGAAAUAAGUGUAAAUUAUAACAAUUAACUAAACUAUGUGAAGAAAAACAGAUAAACAAAAUAAAACAAAUAUUCAGGUAUCUAUACAGGCUGUGAAAUAGUCUAUUCUUUGUUUUACAUUUAUUACAAAGUAUAUGUAUAUUAUUUACGUUAAAGUACCGUACGUUUAAUUUAUCGUGUAAAUGAUUUGCUUCUGUUCGAUUUCGUUCUAUUCUCCUGUCGUUUCCUCCUACGGUCCACAAUGGGAACUGUAGGAACCUAGUUUCGUUCCAAAACCAUGUUGACAAACUGCCAAACUAUGCAUUUUUUUCCUACUAAGAACGUAAUUAGUGAAAAAAAGAAAACUACCCCAAAACAAGUAAUAGCGAAAAAAGUGCGUUUUCUUUCCCAAAGUUUAAGUUUGUUUCCCUGAAAAGAUUUGAGGUUUCUUUUGUACUAAAGCAUCAAAACCAAGAUACUACAUUGAGUGUCACACAAACACAUACCCAAGCGAAGAAAAAAGAAAACAAAUGAAGAAUCAAAUAUUAGCGAACUUAGCGAGAGAAGCAAAGUCGAACAAACACAAAUUCAAUUCUUAAUCUUAUUCUGUAGGGACGCGAACUUCACUAUGAUACUAACAAACGAAAACAAAUAAUUCAUCCAUGGAAUCAGCUGCUUUAAGUGUGUAGAGAAACGUUUUUUUCUAAAUGAUAAUAUAUUACAAAAAUAAAAACUAACAAAAAAAAAACAAAAAACAAACGUAAACAAACUUGUAACUCAACAACUUAAACAAAAACGAGUAGAGCUAAUAUUGAGUAAUUGAUUAACGGAUUUCUUCAACCCGCUAAUGACAAGGUAACAUAAAUUGACAAGAAACCCGAGAAUAUUUAUUGAGCAAGAAAAAUAAAACAAACAAAUUACUAAAUGUCUAUUUAUAUAUUUACAAUCUUAACGCAAAUCGUACGUUAAAAACCCAAAUCACAAAUGCAAUGGAAGCGUGGAUCAGAAAGGUUACUACCAAUUUUUGCGCAGAGGUACUACAACGGAGGCAACCAACGGAACAUAGUAGAAAACAAACAGAAACCAAACGAACGGAAAUCAAUCACAAGUGGGAUUAAAAACGUUAUUACUAUAUUUACACCAACAUUCAAAACUGGUAACUAGUGAAGCAAAACAAACAAACAAACAAACAAACGAAAAAAAACUAGAAACACUCGAUCGGAAUGAAGUUAAGCUAUCGCCGUUUUUUGCCAUGUUUGUAAACAAUAGCAAGCGUGCAGCCAAGCAGCCGUACGUCGGUUGCAUCCGGUGACAGGUUCGAGCGCAGUCACCGCCGUUUGACAGUUGCGUCACCGCCAUCGCAGUUGGCUGGCAUCGUCUUAUUGUUUUACUUUUUUGUUGACUACACGGAAAAAAAGAAGUAAGAAGUGAGUUCCUUUCUUCCUCCGAGCCUCUUGAAGGGACGGACGGUGGAGGAACAGCUUCUGAUUUGGAUACUUUGAAUUAGUUUUCUGUGUAGAGUUGGACGAGGUUUCAAAGGUUGAUGAGGGGUCCCCGACAAAUGUGCGAUGCAACUGUCGAACGCUUCGUGAUUGCAAUCAAUCUAUUAAAUAAAUGCUAGUAACGUGCGCACACACACACACACUAACGCAAUGUGCGUAUUGUUGUUUUGAUAUUUGUGUGUUUUGGUGCGACCGAGUUUCCGAAGUUUGUACAACGGCACUUUCGAUUUAUGAAAGUAGGAAAAGAAAAAAUAAUAUUAACACUCACUCACACAUACAUACACACACACACACACACACACACACCACGGCCAACUUGUUUUGGCAGUCGAUGAGCUGUCAAACAUUGUAACAGCGGGACUAUCUAUCAUAGCAGAUCCUAAGCUCAUGAGUCAACAACUAUGAGGAAAUUGAAGAUACCAAUUUGUAAUAUUCUGUACAUUUUUGAUCAUAACCGAUAGGGACUUUUGUACAUUUCAGUGUAAAUAUUAUGAUUAUGGAUUCUAUUAUAAAUGAAGUAACAUUAGAGAGAGAGAAAGAAAAAAAAAGAGAGAGACCGACGAACAUGUGGAGUUGAGGACCGUAACUAAAAUGAAUUAGAAGAUAUUCCAGAAGAAACUAUGGACGGAGUUUAAAACCGAAAAAAACAUCGAUUUUCAUUUGCUAGGUUUUUACGUUUGCCACUGGUACUGACGAUUGAAACUUUGCAUAAACUGAUACCGACCAAAUAAAAAGAAAGAAAAUAAAUGAUGAGAAGAGCUGACCAAGCAAAAAUGUUAGGAGUUUAAACAAUUGAAGAUCUAUUCCUAAGUUUAAGAAAAAGAAGAAGAAGAAGAAGAAAAAUGAAUACUAUCCCAACCACCACACAGUGUAGCACUUUCGUAUAAGUGAUGGUUAAUUUUGUUUAACUGAUAGGAAAUUGAAUUGAUCUCUGAUUUUUUUGUUUUGUCGCGAACCAACUGAUUUCCCAAACUGCGAGCAAUGUUCGAAUUUCGUACCGAGCGUUUGCCACGCGUUCAAAGAAUAGCUGAUCUCAACUUGCAGAACUUGUCAAUCAAAGCAAAAACCCCAAAACCCCCGGGGUGAGCGCUCGGACCGGGAAUCGAACCUCGUUCCGAGCCAUUGUUCGACCUAUCAAAUCACACUCAAACACAGAAGAAAAAAAAACACAGAAAUAGCGCAAUCCGGAUCGAAAUGCACACCGAAACGAAACUUUCGACAAGCAAUACACAGUAAAAAAAUUUAAAAAAAAAGAAUACAAGUGAAAACAAGCUGCAAUUAUUUUCCCGGCUCAAAAACUGCUGCGAAACGAAGAAAUUCUAUGAAAACAAAAGAAAAACUCUAUACAAUUACAAAGGAAUAAAAUGUGAGAAUAAAAAAAAAACUGUUUUACCCAAUGAAAGUUGUUGAAGUUUUUGACAUUCAAACCAAAAAGUGUCUGUUUUCUUUUCUGUUUUAGGAAAAAAGGAAGCAAAAAUAAAAAAAAACUAAACAAAACAAAACAAAUGAAAACAAUCCAGUUAAUGCGUUUAGCGGAUUAGUGCGCUAGCGACUAGCUGUUUGAGCUUAGAUCUACUCAGUUUAGUUAGUGUGAUAUGUACAUUCGAUCGGUUGUGUUUUUUCUUUUUCGAGCUGCUCAGUCAGUCCCAGGUCCUAAAGCAAAAGAAGGAGAGGAGAUCCGUUGGGAAGGUCCCAGCUGCUCCUCCGAUGCUCUGAGUGACAAAUGAGUUUCGAUUGUAAUUUUGGGGGAAGGUGGAAACAGAAAACCAAAACAGUAGAACAAAGGUAGCGAUCGGGGUGUGAAUUUCGAUGAAAUUACUUUGUUAGUCAAAAAAAAAAAAGAAAAUAUUAGUAAAA